This is a messenger RNA of Gigantopelta aegis, 1175 nucleotides long. Its product is annotated as coiled-coil domain-containing protein 28A-like. The record is from RefSeq and is a predicted model, not a curated record. Lineage: Eukaryota; Metazoa; Mollusca; Gastropoda; Neomphalida; Peltospiridae. The transcript is spliced from 7 exons. The coding region runs from base 194 to 673 and encodes 159 amino acids.
CAGUCUACAGUAGUGUUUUGUUCGUUAGCCUACAUUUUCAAGUUAUUUAACUAAUAACUUAUCUGAUAUUAAAUUUGUAAAGCAUUUCUUUUUUAAAAUCGAAAGACUGUAUUGGCUUAUUAUAUGUGAGAUUACCAAGUGGUAUGUACAGACUGCAGUAUGUCCAGUGACUUAAUUCACUAACAGCUGGAAGAUGGCUAACCCUGAGGGCUUUCAGACCAAGGAGCGUCCUCGCAGUCUCAACAAACAGAGGAUGCCACAUCCACAACAUGUGGUAGAAAAGACAGCCAAAGGUAAAUCCACCACUAUUGGUGAUGACGCCAAUCGCCCGUGUAAAGAACAUUCGUUCCUCACAGAUGUAGCCGAUGUCCGCUCGAUGGAGCAGGGACUUCUGGGAUUGCUUGAAGACUUUCAUUCGGGAAAACUAAGAGCGUUUGGGGAGGAAGCCAACUUUGACAAGAUGGAUCAAAUCCGAGAGCAGCAGGAGCGGCUAGCACGACUUCACUUUGAGCUGGACAUUCAACAGGACAUGCACAGAAUAAACUCUGAUGCUGCAAGAACAGUUGCUAAUGAAAAUUUGGUUAAAUUGAUCAACCAGCUAAAUGGACUGGGAGCUUCAAUACAAGCUCUGCAGACAGAUGGGACUAAGAAAGAAGAUAAAUCUCACCGAUAAAGCUACAGUAGCAGUGUGUAUAGUGGACACCUGUUUUAGAAGGACAUCAUAAUUUAAUUCUAUACAGCAGCACCAUUCAUGAUCAUAUCUUUGGAUGAGGCAGAGUCCAUGGGGCAUUUUGACAAGGUUAUCACAGUAUGCUAUCAUGGAUCAUCAUCAAACGCUUCAUCGUUUGGAGAAAAACCACUCCCUGGGAUCAUACAAACCUGGGGCCUAAUUCACAAAGGUCUCUUAGGCUCUGCUAGACAACAAAGCAUCCUCUUUGUAAGUCUUUUAGCAUUGCACUGCGAGAUCGCAAAGUUGCAAGAGUUUAGUGAAUUAGGCCCCUGACCAUUGUUGUUUGUUACUAAUUAUUCAGGCCUUAUCUAGCUGAUGAAAUGGCCCUUUUUUUCGUCAAAAAAAAGAAAGAAAAAAGUUUGUUUUGUUUAACGACACCACUAGAGCACAUUGAUAUAUUAAUCAUUGGCUAUUGGAUGUCAAACAUUUGGUAAUUUUGACAUGU